Molecule: messenger RNA, 3029 nt
Organism: Brassica rapa (field mustard)
Lineage: Eukaryota; Viridiplantae; Streptophyta; Magnoliopsida; Brassicales; Brassicaceae
Product: probable mediator of RNA polymerase II transcription subunit 26b
Cellular component (GO): nucleus
Source: RefSeq, a predicted model, not a curated record
ACUUUGUUUUGUCACGUAUAAAAAUUUGGGUUGAUUUUUUUUUGGUUGAUUUGGUUGACCACCAUAAAUAAAUGCUUGAAACCACUUUAUUUUUAGGCUUUUUUUUUUGUUUUAUUAGCGCCAACAAUAUGAGAUGUUUAAUCAUGGUUUUUAGUUCUGAUGAUUGAUUGAUAAUUAUAAAUGACUACUUAAAAUGUAGUCCAAAUAUCUUCUAUACAAAACUUUACAAAAGAUAGGGUACUCUUAGACGUAAUUUUUUGGUUGAGUUUACAUUGCGUAAUGUGUAAUAUUACUUUCAUACUAAACAUAUAAGGUUAUAGCUUCUAUAUAUCUGUUGUAAAUAAACCAUAUAUACAUCAUAUACUAUAUGGCUUUACAACUAUGGUUUAGGAAAAGUGGAUGAGUUGAAUGAAAACAAUUGUGAGGAUAAUGAGCCUUAUCUUCUCUCCUUUCUUUUUAGCUUUUCCAACAAAGGGAAAGAUAAUGAGCUUUAUAGUGGGAACCAUUCACAGUUUCCAAAACAUGAUUGGAUACAGGAAAUUUGUAGAAUAAAAAACUUAAGAAUCUUACAAACCCGUAAGUGGAUUAGGUAUAAAUCUGAAUUUAUCAUAAAGAUUAAUGAUUUAGAACUAUAUUAUUGAAUAUUUUAUUCAUCUUUUCAACUAUUAGAUUGAUAAUGUACUUUAAAUGAUUGUAUCACAAGAAAAUCAUUCUGUUUUUGAUUGGAUUCACCAACAUUCUAUUCACUUAACGAAUAUGUAUCAGUAGCUUUGUGAGAAUACAAAAAAAAAAAAAUCUUCAAAUGUGAUCCUCAAAGAGUUUUAACCUUUUCCAAUGUGACAUACUAGCAUACUUGUUAUAUGAACGAAAUGUGGAAAAAAAAAAGAGGUUUGACCUUGAUCACUAACUUAUGUUCGUCGUUCAAGUACAACGCAUGUGUAUAAGAGAAAAGAUGAAUGAAUAUUCUAAUUAUCUUUUAUUAAAAUAAUGAAAAGCCAAAAAAGACCGAUCAUCGUCAGGACAAAAGAAGAAAAGCCGUAAAGAAAAAACCAACUUGAAAAAAUAAAUAAAAAUCAUAUCUUUUACCAAACAGAUACAGAGACUUCGGAGAAGACGGAGUAUAAUACCAAACGGAAUUUAAUUAAACCGAACCCGGUUUAACAUAAGAGCAGCAAACAACCCUUGGUUUAUUACAUUAGACAGACAACGUAACCAAAACUCUUUCAUGUUCUGUCUGUUUUGUUCUCUUCUGUUCUAAUUUUCUCAGGAAAAUCUUUUUGUGGACAUUCCAGGAAAGUUUUAUUUCAGAUUCAGAUUAUUUUAAAAAAUCUAGAGAAUCACCAAAUACAUUCUUUCGAUCACAAUCCUUUUUGAUCUUCUUCCUUCUCCUUCUAAAUUUUCCGGGAAAGUUUAAAUUUUCCGGGAAAGUGCAUUACUUUAUCUUCAGAUUCACCAGAAUCCAAUUCCUCCGGAUCGAUUAAGAUGAAGCCACCAGCUUCGUUAGAUCACUGGAGAGACUAUUUCCGCCGAGCAGACUCCGAUAUUUUCCAGAUCAUCGAUCACGCCAUCAUGGUCGCAGCCGCAGAUUCGCCGAUCAAAUUCAAAACCAAGAGAGACAAAAUCGCGGAGCUUCUCUUCUCCUGCAGAGUCGCUCGCUGCAACGGAUGCGACCACCUCGAGCUCUCAGUCCCCGGCGAAGAUACGGCGGUUGGUGGUGGUGGUGGGAGUAAAGAGAGCAAUAAACAGAUUGUUGGGAAUAAUUAUAGUUAUGAAGAUGAUGAAGCUGAGGCUUUGAGCGAUGCGAUCGAAGAGUUUUCUUUGGUUUCUAAGGAGGUUGUUAGGAUCAAAGAGGUCUUGAUCAACAAAGACCACGAGACACACGAAGUGAUAAUUGAAUCUCUGAGGAAGUUAAAGUUGAUGUCUUUGGAUGUGGAUAUACUCAAGAGUACUGAGAUAGGAAAGGCUGUUAAUGGGCUUAGGAAACAUGGUUCUGAUCAGAUUCGCCAGCUGGCAAAGACUCUCAUCGCAGAGUGGAAGGAGCUGGUUGAUCAAUGGGUUAACACCACUAAGGAUAUCGCUGGAGGUACACCAGAGUCUGCGAAUCCGUCUGUAGUUGAUGAGGAAGAAGAAGAAGGAGCGUUUCCGUCUCUUCCCUAUGAUGUUGAUAUCUUUACACCUGAAGCUAACGGUUUUGAGAUGUUAAAUGGGGACUUCUUUGAUUCAUUAGACUUUGAUGGAAAUCCUUGUGACUCUGGGGAAUAUAACACAAGCCGAGAACACGAAAGAAGAAAAACACAGAAGAGAAGACCUGAGGGAGGAAUACAAAUGAAGAUACACGACGCUUCUUUUAGAUCUAUCAAGCCAUCGUCAUUAGCUGAUAGGACUAGGAGACCUCUUAAGCAAGAACAGAAGAGGAAAGCUACAGGACCUCAACAAGAAAAACUAAAAGGUCUUGGCGCAGACGCAAAGUUUGAGUUUGCUAAGAGGAAGCUUCAAGAGAGCUACCAACAUCAUGAGAACGCCAAGAAGCAGAGAACAAUACAAGUACUUGAGACGAUCCCAAAGCAAGGUGGUGCUGCUCAGAAACCGCAACUCAAGAGACCUGGAAUGAACAACAGGAAUUGGUCAAACGGGCGUAAAUAGCUUCUUCUCUGUUUAAAAUGGUGGAAUAACUCUCCGCGAAAGACAUUAUUUACAUAACAUUCCAAACAAGUAUCAGCAAUCUCUGGUGAAAUAAACUGAAGAAGGUUCUAUCUGGUUCCACAAGCAGUGGAGAGCUAAACAGAUUCAUCAUCUGAAACAUUUCUUUUAACAAAAAUGUUAACUCCUCUGUUUUUGUUCUUUAUUUAUUCCACCAGCUUGCAGCCAUAUAGGAUCCCAACUGUUGUUACUUGCUUUGUUCUACUACAUUCUUGAGACUCUUCCGGUUUAACUAAUUCCGGUUUGGUCGGGUCAUGUGACUCAUGUUGGGUUCCUUACAUUACUUUAAAAUUGUAAAAGAGGGUGGAUGGUAGAAAAGCUUUUUCGAA